GAGAGAAGUGUUAUUAUUUUUCAUGUGAUUUGAAGACCUAUGAAGACAGUAAGAAAUCCUGCAAGAAAAUGGGCUAUAAACUUCUUAAGAUAGAAGAUGAAAAAGAACUGAAGUUCAUUCAAAUCCAACUGUCCUCUAAGUCCUUUUAUUCUUGGAUUGGAUUGACCUGUAAAGGAGCCAACAAUUUCUGGACAUGGGAAGAUAACUCACCAACCUCAUUAUCCUCACUGCUCUUUGUCACAAAGCAACAGACAAAGGCUGGAAGCUGUGUGAGGAUAACAGCAAGGAAGACUGAAGUUUCUGACUGUUCCAGACCCUCACACUAUGUUUGUGAAAGAAGAUUGCAGGUCAUGCUACCUAAUAAUGAGAACAAAAAAGCAACCACAGAAGACAAAUACAGAAAAUUUUCCUCCUAAAAAUGCAGAUUCUUGGAAGUCCUAGUAUCUCUCUUUCAUUUCAGAAUAUCCUUGGAUUUUUUUUA
Phyllostomus hastatus (greater spear-nosed bat) is the source of this 481-nucleotide messenger RNA. RefSeq names its product killer cell lectin-like receptor 5. Bases 69 to 416 code for a protein of 115 amino acids. NCBI's taxonomy places the organism in Eukaryota, Metazoa, Chordata, Mammalia, Chiroptera, Phyllostomidae. The record is from RefSeq and is a predicted model, not a curated record. The transcript is spliced from 3 exons.